AUGUCCGAGCCAGGACCUGAAUCAAUCCCUACAAGCGCUGACCCGCGCAGCAAGCGUCCCACAAAGCGCCGUGCCGUAACACCACACUCAGAGCACGCCAACCAAAUCGAAACGCUCUUCAAAGACCCAAGCAAAGACCUCCAACUACCCAAUGCCUCGGUAUCGCGUACAUCAGGCUCGCUAGCGCCACCACCGGAGAUCGUCGCCAAUGUCCAAGGAUCGUCGGCGGGUGCAGGAUCCGGCGAGUUCCACGUGUACAAGGCCAGUCGGCGGCGCGAGUAUGAGCGGUUGCGAAUGAUGCAAUCGGAGGUUGAUAAGGAGAAGGAUAAUGAGAGCUGGGAGAAGGAGCGGGAAGAGGCCAAGCGCAAGGAUGAUGAGAAGACGGAGAAGAAUCGGCGCAGGAGGGAGAAGAGAAAGAAUGUCAAGGGGAAGAAGGGUGGUGGUGCGGUCCAGAAAGACACUGUUCCUGCUGUGACGGGAUUAGCUGCACCCAGCAAACAGAUCGGUGUGGAUGGAGUGACUGGCGCCGAGGGGGCUGUGACGCAGGAGGUCCCUGGUGUUAUUAUUCAUGAUGAUGACUAG
This is a messenger RNA of Penicillium nucicola, 582 nucleotides long. RefSeq names its product PRKRIP1 family protein. The record is from RefSeq and is a predicted model, not a curated record. The transcript has a single exon. Bases 1 to 582 code for a protein of 193 amino acids. Gene Ontology annotation, biological process: negative regulation of protein kinase activity. Gene Ontology annotation, molecular function: protein kinase binding; double-stranded RNA binding; protein kinase inhibitor activity. Gene Ontology annotation, cellular component: nucleolus. NCBI's taxonomy places the organism in Eukaryota, Fungi, Ascomycota, Eurotiomycetes, Eurotiales, Aspergillaceae.